Messenger RNA from Penicillium coprophilum, 642 nucleotides. RefSeq names its product xanthine phosphoribosyltransferase. Bases 1 to 642 code for a protein of 213 amino acids. Gene Ontology annotation, cellular component: cytoplasm. The transcript has 5 exons. Gene Ontology annotation, biological process: GMP salvage; XMP salvage; hypoxanthine metabolic process. The record is from RefSeq and is a predicted model, not a curated record. Lineage: Eukaryota; Fungi; Ascomycota; Eurotiomycetes; Eurotiales; Aspergillaceae. Gene Ontology annotation, molecular function: hypoxanthine phosphoribosyltransferase activity.
AUGUCGGACGACCACAAGCAAUAUGCUACUUACAACGAUGUCCACAAUCUCUGCAAAAAGUCGGCGAAAGGACCUCUUGAGAAAUUCCAAAUCAACCUUAUAAUCGCCAUCGGUGGUGGUGGUUACAUCCCUGCCCGCAUCCUCCGGUCAUUCCUCAAGAAGACUCCCGAUGCCCCUAACAUUCCAAUCCAGGCCAUUGGUCUGUCUCUAUACGAGCGCUUGGGCACAGACAGCGUUGAGGAGGCCCCCGGUACCGAGGUCAAACGUUUGCAGUGGCUCGACAUGAACUCCUCGAUGGCCAACUUGAUUGGCAAGAACGUUCUUAUCGUUGACGAGGUCGAUGAUACCCGCACAACCCUUAAAUAUGCCGUGGAGGAGCUCGAAAAAGACGUUGAGGAAGCUCGGAAGCAGCUCCCUGCCGGGGACGAAAGGAAGAACAAGGAGACCAAGUUCCACGUCUUCGUUCUGCAUAACAAGGACAAGGUCAAGAAGGGUAACCUGCCCACAGAUAUGACGGACAACGACCAGCGUUACUGCGCCGCGGUCACCACUGGGGAUGUCUGGAUUUGUUAUCCUUGGGAGGCCGAAAACAUUGAAGAGCACGAUCGUCAAGCUAAGUUGCAUCCUAUCGUUGCUCAAUAG